This is a messenger RNA of Bursaphelenchus xylophilus (pine wood nematode), 1282 nucleotides long. NCBI's taxonomy places the organism in Eukaryota, Metazoa, Nematoda, Chromadorea, Rhabditida, Aphelenchoididae. The record is from the annotation of a GenBank genome assembly.
AUGUACAGAAUCGAACCACCGAACGAAGAGAGUUUGCUGAGCUUUUGCCUUAGCUCAGUUCGUGGCGGAGACCUCAGCGAUUCAUCUGAAUGCGACUUUUUGGAAUUCGAUUCGGUUCGCUCCAGAUCCACGGCUUCUCGAUCGCUUAUCACUGGUUUGGAAUUUAAUGUAAGUAGUAUAAAGGGCGUCACUAGGAUCCGGAAGAGCCGUAAUUCUCGAGAAUCUCGCGAGCUCUGUUUGAAUUUUCGUUUUCCGCCUCGAGCGGGAGUGGAGUGCGUUUGGGUCAGAUGUUCCCUUUUCUCUCCCGCUUGUUUCGCCAAUUCUUAUAUUUUUCGGGGAGUUUUGGUGGUUCCUAACCCAAUUCUUAGAUAAUCUUGCAUUGAAUUUCUUGUUUCACGUUAUUUAUACGGCGAAUCAUCGUAAAGGCAUGUCUUUGAUCGGUUUCCGGCUAGUGUAAUAUUGAACUAACCGUUUUUAAUGUUUUUUUUGAAAAAUUCUUGGACUUAUCUUAUUGUCAAUGUUUUCAGAGUUUCAUGGGCUCUCCGCGUCGUUCCAUUUUUGCAUCGAAGGAUCAAAAUUUGAACGACAGCACACACAUGGAAGAGUUUGUGGACUUGGCCUCAAGUCUGCAUGAAGAAUUUGAAUCCAUCAAACUGAGAAGACCAGACCAAGAUGAAUCUGAAGAUCCGCUGGAUGGAUCGAAGGAGGAGUUGCUCAGGAAGUUGGAAGUGCAAGAGACACUCGGGUACUACAUUUUCGAGAACUUAUCUCAAGGUCAGUAGUUUUUGUUAUUUUUUUUAAUUUUUAGGUGGAAAAAAAUCCUGGAGCUGUAAAUAAUUUUGUCCUUUUUAGUCGUAGUUGUCAUUCGCCGCCAGUUUGAACAGCAUCUUGAUGAAUUUGAAGCCAUUCAGAGGGUUUUCUGCGAGUUGUAUGAAACAUGUGGAUUGGAUCGAUGUGAUGUGGAACAUUCGGCCCUAGUUCCCAUCGGAGAGAACCUUGUAGUCGCUUUUUUACUACUGCAUUCCUACUCAAUUAUCCCAGAAAUAAUCGACCGAUUUCGGGCUACCAGACCAACAGAUUACGGUAUGUUUUCUGUACUCUUUUUGAGGACCUCAAUAAACUCCUUUCUAAAUUUGAUCUGAUAUCUAAGUUUGUAUUUGUAGUUGACAUAGUACCGGCGGAACACUUCCUCAUGAACGCACGGGAAUCACUCAAACUCCGGCCAAAUGUACCUCUGUCUCAGGUGGUUCAAACCCUUUUACAACGUCUUCAAGAAACCUAG